AUGGAUAAAGAGGGAGAUCAGCAGCCUCUGCUGCCGGGUGCUGCUUCAGGACAGGCCGACGCAGCAGCAGCAGCAACAGCAGCAGCAGCAACAGCAGCAGAAGUAGCAGAAGCAGCAACACCAGGAGUAGCAGCAGGACCAGAUGAGGAGAGUUUAGGUGGGGUGAAGGAUGCAGAAGAUAAGACGGAGGAGUUUAGAGGAGGCAAAGCCAAAGAUAAAAUGCAGCAAAAAGCAGCAGCAGCAGCAGCAGCAGGAGUAGCCCCGUUGCGCUAUGCAGCUCCUUUAGGAGGUGUUAAGGGUUCUCUGUUGCGUUCAUUGCCGGUGUUGUUUGUUUUGUCUCUUCUGUCUGUGGUUGUUGGAGUGUAUCUAUCUCUUCAUAUAGCUCCUCUGCUGCAGAAACAUGCAACAGAUAGAGCAGCUUUCUACAGAGGUGUGUGGGAGUUAGCUGUCUUCGGCUGUCUGCUGCUUUUAUUUUUGUUGUGCUUCGCUCUGAGCGUCUUCGUUCCUCCCGGCACACCAACAGAGUCAGGCCAAGAAGCUUUAGAGACGCAUAUUGCAGCGGUGGAGUUUAACGUGUUGUUUUUGCUGCUCUUGGGUUCGAUUCUGGACAUCUUUUUGUUUGCUGUUGUUUUCCUCUUCGGGGCUUUUCACACUUAUCUCCUUGCAAAAGGAAUGACGACCAUCGAAUUCUGCGAAAAAAGAUUCAGACGCUCUCAACACCAACCACCAGCUAAUAUGUGGAAUUUGGGGUUCUGGAGGAAUUUCAAUGAGGCAUUUGGCUAUAAUCCGCUAUUGUGGUUUUUGCCUAUCGAUAAUCGUAGAGGAGACGGGCAGCACUUUCCUUUAGGUGUGUCUGCCUCUGGUGAUGAGUAA
Molecule: messenger RNA, 873 nt
Organism: Eimeria acervulina
Lineage: Eukaryota; Apicomplexa; Conoidasida; Eucoccidiorida; Eimeriidae
Product: zinc finger DHHC domain-containing protein, putative
Exons: 4
Coding region: 1-873 (290 amino acids)
Source: RefSeq, a predicted model, not a curated record